This is a messenger RNA of Homarus americanus (American lobster), 1627 nucleotides long. RefSeq lists its product as uncharacterized. The record is from RefSeq and is a predicted model, not a curated record. Gene Ontology annotation, molecular function: protein binding. Lineage: Eukaryota; Metazoa; Arthropoda; Malacostraca; Decapoda; Nephropidae.
CAGCCAUGACGAACGGUCACGUAUCCCAGGCUCCCGGUGGGCCCUAGGUCGUGUGAGUGUGUGGAUGUGUCGACUAACGCACGCGGACGCGUCACAUACGAAGCAUUGAAAUCUAGAAAUAUUGUUUUCUGGUGGGAACUGAAUUUCAGAUAUAAUGACUUAUUUACGGGAAAAUGUACUAUAAUCCUGGAAGAUUAUUCUUGUAAUAAAAAAAAAUAAUGUUUAAGUUGUCGAUAAGUAUUCAAAUGCUUAGUAGUCAGUAAUAUACUGUAUACAUAACAGCAGAUGGUGCGGGAAAAUGAUGUACAUAAAACGAUGAGUCGUCUGAGCGAGGAGUGUGUGUAUCUUCUGACGCCUCAGACCGGGAUGACUCACGUAGUGUAGACCACCUGAGGAGGAUGGCUGCACCUGUACGAUACCUGGGAGGGGCAACACAGGACACCAUGCGUGACCCCAGCUGCCUAGGACGCCUACUUUCGGGGCAUGAUGGUGGUGAGGCUACGUCAGAUACCAAAGUGACAGGGGAAAUAGGAGGACCUAUGGGGCACCCUGGGUUGUGGGAGGCGGGAGGCUCACUGGAAGAAGAGCGCUCCCUUCACCUUCCGGCUGACAUGCCCGAGGGUCACGCUGCCUCUGUUCUGGGUUCCCGAGGCAUUCUCACUUCUCCUGAAGCUGUGUCAUCUUGUAACUUGAAGAAAUGCAACAGGGGCGAAAACAUUCAGUGCCGUUGUAUGUACUCCUGCCCUACACGGUUCCUGCCUGACACACGCAGACACAUUCACAGUGGACACGCAAAUAUAACCGUAACGACAAACUUCAUGAGAAAUGAUUACUGUAAGGCAGGAGAAAACUUCAUAUACCAUGCAUCGAACUACUCUUGUCCUCCCACGAACUGCAGCAGGAGAGAUUUCACCGCGAACUCUCCGAAGAGAUUAAAAAGGGGCAGUAAGCUAUCUGGGCAUCACCUGGGUCUCCGAUUACCUGCAGGAACGAUUAACCUGGAGGUGGGGGCACUACUGUUGGUGGUGGCCAUGGUAGUAAGCUCGUGCCACGCCAUGCCCACCCUGCUGCCCCAACCCUCCCCCAGUGGGGCCAACACCUCCCAGGAAACACUCAAGAGGGACUGGCGGUUGUGUUGCAGCAGCGCGGGAUCGGAUAGGGUGAAGAGCGGUAGCGUCACGGUACUGAGGAGGACGGCCACCUCUGUGUUAGUCAGCUGGACGAGACCUUCCUUCCACAACCUUAAAUACGAGAUAACCUACAAGCCCACCAACGCCAAAUACAGGGUGGUGGCAGAGGUGAUGUCGCCACAGAGGAGCGUGGUGCUGGAGCGACUAUUGCCCCUCACACAAUACCAGGUGUACGUCACUACCGUGCUCAACAACACCGUGCUCUCCACCUCCCCCGUCGUCACCUUCCAAACCGCUAUUGACGACUCUUUCCAGGGUAACUUGACUGGAGGCUUCAUCAGUACGCCCACGAUGCUGGACAGUGUGGUGAGCGUCGGGUCCACACUGGGCGACGAAAACAACAAUGUUGGCCUGGUGAGGGUCAGGGCUGAGGAGGUGGGUAUCGUUCUCCUCGUGCUGGCUGUGUGGAUGUUCGCCAUCGUCCUCUUCUUUAACAG